AUGUUUCCUCCAAUGGCCACUCACCAUCAAGAGUGUGGAAACACCAAUGCAUUGUGUACCAACAUGAACAAUAGUCCAUUUCACCCUCCCCAACAACAACAGCAACAAAUUCAUUCAUUUUCCUCCGUUUCCUCCUUCCCGCAGCAACCACUUCCUUCCACUCCCUCUCAUCAUCCUCCAAUGAAUAUUAAUCAUCAUGAUCAUCAUCAACAGCAACAACAACAGCACCUUACACAAUCUUCUGUUUUUGAUUCAUUCUCUCCCUUCUCUAAUUUUCAUAUGAGUUCUUCUCCGAAUAAUUCCUCUCAAGGCUCUUUCAUUGGUGAAAGGUAUCACGGACAAGGAUUGCAAGGAAAUUAUGAAUAUGGAAAUCAAUUCAGCCAUACCCCUUUCCAAUGGCAUUCCUCUCCAUCCAAUGAUGGCCUUCAUCAUUAUCCCACUACCAACUCAAACUCCUCUUCUGGUUUGAAUAGCACGACCAAAUUGGAAAAUUUAGAAUUCUCAGCCAAAACCAAAGGAAGUUCUUCUUCGUUCCAUCUGAAUACAAUUCAACAACAACAUGAUAGUCUUUCAACUAGCAAGAGAAGAUCCAGUAACUUUCAUUCCAUUUUCACUCCUUCACCUCCUCAAUUUCAAUCCAAUGAUCUUCAACCUUGUAAAAGUCUCCGAACCACACAUACACCCGUACCAAUUGGUACGAGUCCACAUUAUUCCACUCAUGCAUGCACCCCAACUGGUCAUUCUCCUUUUCAACUUUCUUCAUCGCCUUUCACGAGAGAGAAUUUUAAUAACACUCAUCAUCAUCAUCAAACACAAUUACCUUCACCGCCAAUGCAUCCAUCAUCCAUUCAGUCGACGCAACAAGCUGCUAUAAUGACCCUGAAUAAUACUAACAAUAGCAACAAUAGCAACAACAAUAACAAUAGCAACAAUAGUAUUCUACCAACAUUUAGUUCUUCCAGAAAUCGUUCCACCACGACUUCACUUGUUGCUGCCCGUAGAAGCUUGCCCAAUAAUUUUCCCAGCACGAGUAAGGAACAACAUGGAAACCACCACAUCAUGACACCUUCGUCGUUCCUCCUUAACUCGUGCCACUAUACAACCACAACAACGGCAGACAAGUCUCCAUUGAAAAAGUCGAAUAGUGUGGCCAUUGGUUCUGAGAAUUCCCAUUUUCACAUGCUAGAUUCAGACGAUGAGAGAGAACAAGCUCCUCCCAGUGCUCCUAAAAAGAAGAAACCAACCAAGAAGAUUGGAACUCGAAGAGCCUCCUCCUGUAGUAGUGUAUAUAAGAAUUUAUUUGAGGAAGAACGAGCGUUUGAAUUACCAAUUCAUCCUCAUGGUGAAGAGGAAGAGGAUGACACUGUGGAGGAUGGAGACAUUCGAGGAGGUCCCAUGGAAAACACACAUGAAAAUGUUCAAGAUGUAUCGUAUUCGGCGAGUAGUAGUAGUAAUCAUUCACAUUACAGCAUUGGAUCCAUGUUUCUGGAGACGCCAUCUCCAUGUACGCCACGAGAUCAAUCGACCUAUUCGUCGAACAGUGGUCAUGGAAUGCACAGUUUGAGUCACUCGAAAAAUCAACUCUUUGGUCAAAAUUCUUGUAAUAAGAGUUUUGUUUUACCUUCCACGAUACGACCUUUCAAUGGAAAUGCAAUCCCUUUUGCUACGCCCAUUCAUCAAGCAAGUCAUCAUAAUCGAUUGUUGGCAAGUACUCCUGCUUCCUCAACGACAAGUAGUGCUCCCAUUCUGGAAUGUGAAUUGACUGGAUCUGAUGAUGAAUUCAUGUCGAGUCUUAUGAAACCUCCUCCACCAAGGUUGUCCUUAAAUAUGAAGAGUCAUCACUCCCAACAGCAGCAACAACAAAAUAUAUUCAACGAUUUUACAUUGGGGUGUGACGAUGAGGAAUUGGAACAAAAUGAAGAUGAUAUUUUGAAUCCACCAACACUUGUGGCGAGUGAGAACCAAGCUGUUAUUGGUGGCUCUGCACUCUUUACAUCCUCACCGAGACGAUCCAAGUACGAUAGCCCCAUUGAUCAAGAAGACGAAACCAUGAACGAAGUGGUAAAUUUAUUUGGUAGCCCAGUAUCCCUAGAGUCUAAAAAGAGAAAGGCGUUAAGAAGUCCUUCAUUUCACAGAUACAAAUCUCGAGACGAUAUGGACAAUGAUGAUAAUGAUUCACCCCCCAAGUUUGAAGAGUUUGAAAGAUUUGAGCCGUUCUUAGUGAACCCUAAAGCGAAAUUGAAAACAAAAUAA
Molecule: messenger RNA, 2253 nt
Organism: Naegleria lovaniensis
Lineage: Eukaryota; Heterolobosea; Eutetramitea; Acrasida; Naegleriidae
Exons: 1
Coding region: 1-2253 (750 amino acids)
Source: RefSeq, a predicted model, not a curated record